Molecule: messenger RNA, 707 nt
Organism: Nicotiana attenuata
Lineage: Eukaryota; Viridiplantae; Streptophyta; Magnoliopsida; Solanales; Solanaceae
Product: 14 kDa proline-rich protein DC2.15-like
Exons: 1
Coding region: 73-564 (163 amino acids)
Source: RefSeq, a predicted model, not a curated record
AGUGCUAAAAAAACUCAUCAAGUAAUAAAGAAGCCAAAACUAUUUGCUUGCUAUAAGGCCACAAAUUAACCUAUGGACUCAAAAAUAUCCUUUGUCACUCUCUUUUUUUCCUUCAAUCUUUUUUUCUUUACCUUUGUUAGUAGCGGCUGGUAUCACAAUAAUUUACACGUAUCGCUAUAUGUUUCAGCUCCGAAACCAAAGACAAACCCUAACCCUAACCUGAAUCGAAACUUGAACCUGAACCUGAACAUGAACCCAAACUCGAACCUGAACCCGAGCCCGAGCCCGAGCCUAUCAGAAGAAUCUUGCCCUAGAGAUGCCCUAAAAUUAGGGGUAUGUGCCAAGUUGUUAAAUGGGAUUGUGGGAAUAGUUAUAGGAAAUCCACCAAAGAAACCUUGUUGUUCAUUAUUAGGUGGACUUCUGGAUAUUGAAGCUGCACUUUGCCUUUGCACAGCUAUGAAAGCAAACAUUCUUGGAAUUAAUAUUAACAUUCCAAUUUCAUUGAACUUGCUUAUGAAUAUUUGUGGGAAGAACCUCCCCUCUGGCUUCAUCUGUCGUCCUUGAAGUUUUUUUUGUUUAACCAUCUGGUAUUAAGUGCCGGCUAAAUGGUGACUUUAGCCACAAGAACUUUUUAUGUAUUAUAUAUAAAAUUAUAAAACAACAACAACAACUAUUAUUAAUGAAAAAGUUGUGAAUUUUAUGUUUUC